AUGACUGUUGAGUUGUACCUAGUUUGUUUGGUUGCAGUGAAUUUGCCUCUCUUUGCUCUCCCCAUAACAAAUUUGCCUUUUUUCUCUCUCUCUCUUUCAGUAAAGAAUUUGCCUCUCUUUUGCUCUCCCCAUAACAAAUUUGCCUCUUUUUUCUCUCUCUCUCUUUCAGUAAAGAAUUUGCCUCUCUUUUGCUCUCCCCAUAACAAAUUUGCCUCUUUUUUCUCUCUAUCUCUUUCAGUAAAGAAUUUGCCUCUCUUUUGCUCUCCCCAUAACAAAUUUGCCUCUUUUUUCUCUCUCUCUCUUUCAAAUUUGCCUCUCUUUUGCUCUCCCCAUAACAAAUUUGCCUCUUUUUUCUCUCUCUCUCUUUCAGUAAAGAAUUUGCCUCUCUUUUGCUCUCCCCAUAACAAAUUUGCCUCUUUUUUCUCUCUCUCUCUUUCAGUAAAGAAUUUGCCUCUCUUUUGCUCUCCCCAUAACAAAUUUGCCUCUUUUUUCUCUCUCUCUCUUUCAGUAAAGAAUUUGCCUCUCUUUUUGCUCUCCCCAUAA
Acanthosepion pharaonis is the source of this 543-nucleotide messenger RNA. The record is from the annotation of a GenBank genome assembly. Lineage: Eukaryota; Metazoa; Mollusca; Cephalopoda; Sepiida; Sepiidae.